GAAACUGGACGUGAUGUGGAAUUAGAGCCUCCCCAGCUGAAGCCACCCCACAUUACUACAAAUAUAGCCGCCAUGCGUAGGCCACAAAAUGGCUCCACUCACUUUUCCCAAUGAAAAGCAAAUGGCUUUAGCAGUUUUAUCCCGAUGCGGGUGUCCUUCCUCUCUGUAAAAUCGUAAGUACCUCGAGGUGGGAGGAGUAAAUUCAGCCUGACACUGAGAGCGCUUUUGUUGAAACGGGAGAGACUCGCGGUGUCCCUACUUAAAUAUGACACAUGACGAUGGACAGGCCGCCCGCCCCGCCGCCCCCCAGCAGUGACCCCCGCGAUGCCCGCCGCCACGACCCCGAAGCGGAGCCCACGAGCGAGCCCGACAGCAGCCGCGGGGGCAUGGAGCCGCCGGCCGAGCCCCAGCUGCUGCUCAACGGGGCGGCCAAAGAGGCGGGCCGACCCUCCCCCGGGCCCCCCGCCGCCGCUGUGCCCGUCAUCGAGCUGGUGCGCCGGGGGGGCUCAUUGGACAUAAAAAGCCGAGAGGCGGCGGGGGAAGCGAUGCAGAGAGCGCCGGGCGCCGAGCCGUGCCGCGCUGCCGAAGCCGCCUGCGAAGCCCGCAUGGUGCAGCUGAGUCCCCCCGCGCUGCCGCUGCAGCCCCCCGGCAGGGCCAUGCUCUACAACCUGGGGCAACCGCUGGGCACCAUCGGCAGCGGGUUCUUCGGCGAGCCGGACUCCUUCUCCAUGUACGGCAGCAACCGGGUGAAGAGGAGACCGUCGCCCUACGAGAUGGAGAUCACCGACGGUCCUCACACGAAGGUGGUCCGCCGCAUUUUCACCAACAGCCGGGAGAGGUGGAGGCAGCAGAACGUGAACGGAGCCUUCGCGGAGCUCCGCAAACUCAUCCCCACGCACCCGCCCGACAAAAAGCUGAGCAAGAAUGAGAUUUUGCGCCUGGCUAUGAAAUACAUCAACUUCCUGGCCAAGCUGCUCAACGACCAGGAGGAGGAAGGAAACCAAAGGGGUAAAGUGAACAAAGACUCGGGGAUAGUUCAGGAAGACCUCCUGCAGGACAUGCUGUCUCCGAACUCCAGCUGUGGAAGUUCUUUGGAUGGAGCAGCGAGCCCGGACAGCUUCACAGAGGAGCACGACACGCUCGACUCCAAGCACGCACGGAACCUGCACCAUGCCAUCCUCCCUGUCGAAGGCAGCGCGCAGCGGUGAUGACCCCAAAUCACUCCCCGAGCGCUCAGAGAAGGGUGGCGAGACCCAGGUGGGUGGGAUUUGGGACCUUCGGCUCCCCGUCUGCUCGGCCCAGGUUGGCACGUUGGCCAACCGAAUGGGAUGGACGCUCGGUGUUUAGGUACGGGAUCGUACGAAGAAGAAAAGCGUUGAAGUCGUCUUCGUUGUACAUACUGACUCUGAGGAUGGGAGGGGAAUGCAGCCAGCACCCCUCCAACAUUCUGAGGGUUUUUUGGACCGCCUGAGGGUCACUUCUCAAGCAGUCUUGAGGCUGGGACGUGAGGAAUGAAACACAGGGCUGUGGAGCACAAGCAACUGGUCCGAGCCAUGCUCCCGUUGACCAAGACCUUCUGACUGUAUCUUUUUAAUGAGGUGAAAAAUACCCUCAGCAAAAGAACUAUUAAAAGGAUUGAGACUUUC
Molecule: messenger RNA, 1646 nt
Organism: Centrocercus urophasianus (Greater sage-grouse)
Lineage: Eukaryota; Metazoa; Chordata; Aves; Galliformes; Phasianidae
Gene: TAL1
Product: TAL bHLH transcription factor 1, erythroid differentiation factor
Exons: 5
Coding region: 273-1208 (311 amino acids)
Biological process (GO): regulation of transcription by RNA polymerase II
Molecular function (GO): RNA polymerase II cis-regulatory region sequence-specific DNA binding; protein dimerization activity; DNA-binding transcription factor activity, RNA polymerase II-specific
Source: RefSeq, a predicted model, not a curated record